UUCAAACCUCUGCGAGGGAAAAGACACGGUCCCAGUCUGCACUCCGCUCUCUGUACGCCGGUCGAUCGCUGUCCGUUCCGCACUAAAGUACUGGAAAAUACCCCGGGGAGCCACGUAAAACCACGUUUUUUUCCUCCUUUUUUUCUAUAACCACCGAGAUACAAAACUGCAGCAGAGUACCUGAGCUGGUUCAAGAGAUGUCCUGCAUGCAGAAUAUGAGCACCUUCCCUCCCCACAGUGACCUGUAAUCAAUGGCAACCUCAGUCCAGACUCUUCCUCUGACCCGUGGCCCCAACAAAAACUUCCGCAGUCCCUUCCCAGCCCCACCUCUCUCCCCGCGUUGCGGCAUGGGAAGUGUAGGUAGUUUGGUGGAGAGGCCAGAUGUGUCUCCGACUAAAGGCAGCCGUGCAGUCCCCCAGGUGAGACCAAAACACACCAACGGGCUCUUGAAGAAAGGCUUCACCCAGAGGGAGCUGCUCAACUACCUCAACAUCAACAGAAAAGAGCCUAAAGUGAGCCCAAGCAGUGAUGGCAAGAAGGACAUUAUCUCUGGCCUCAGCUCGGUCAGUGCACGGGACGAGGAUAACGUUUAUGCUAAGGUCUACCACAAAGAUGGCACUGAAGUAGAUUUGACAAAGAACUCCCUGCCAAGCGGGGGCAAGUAUGAAAAGGCGCGUUUCAGGUCUUCGGCCUUUAAGCCUGUCACCCCCAAAAACUUCAGCUCCAUGCAAAACCUCUACCCGUCUUCCAAAUCGGAGGAUAUGGAUCACGGCCUUUCUAACGGCUUGCACAGAGCGUAUGCCCAUGUCCCCAAGGCUGUCUCCACCUCGUCUUCUUCUUCCUCACCUUCACGUCACGGAGCACCAGCAUCAGCUGGUAACAAGGCCCUCUCCUCGGUGUGUGGGAUGAGCCAGGAAGAUGACAACCUGUCAGACUCGGGCCAUAACUCCAUGAGCAGCCUGCCGCCAUACCGACCUCCCUUCCGCCCACACCUGGCUCACAUCAGUGCAUCUAUGGGCCACAUCAACACCAUCGGUUCUUUGGACCGCACCUCUGUGGGCAUGAAGGCUGUGGGGUCAGGGGGCGUGGCUAUAGGGGAGAUGGCGUGUCGAAGCAUGGCCACUCUGAGCCGCCUGGCUCCAUAUGGAGGGGAGGCUCCACCUCCUUAUGAAUGGACACUCUCCCUCUCUGUGGAGGAAGUGGUGCGGGAUUUGGAGGAGCGCCUGGUGGAGAAAGAACAUGAACUCAAACAGAUGAAGAGAAAUCUGGAUGAGAGCGAGGGUGCCAUCGCACAGGUGUUUGAAGGGAAGCAGCGUCUGUGGGAGAAGGAGGUGGAGGAGCUGAAGCGCCUGUAUGCUGCCAAGCUGCGUCAGGUUUCCCAGCAUGCCCAGCGUUCCCAGCGCAACUUGCAGUUGCAGCUGUUUAAGGUCCAACAGGAGAAGAAUCGGCUGCAAGAGGAGCUCGACAGCAUGAGAAAGGAAAUGAGUCGAGAGGCUGGAGUGAUGCCCAGGCGAACCAGUCCGACCCUGGAGGAGACGCAGUGGGAGGUUUGCCAGAAGUCAGGGGAGAUCUCCUUGUUGAAGCAGCAGCUGAGGGACUCCCAGGCAGAGGUAACUCAGAAGCUGAGUGAAAUCUUCCAGCUGAAGACAGAGCUCAGGGAGGCCCGAACAGAGCUGCGCAACAGGGAAUGCCAGAUAGAUGCUCUAAAGCUCGUCCUGCAGGGGACCCAACGUCACAGACGACCCUCUCAAGCUGCACAUGAAGAUGGAAAAGAAGCUGAAGAGAAUCCAUCAGCUAGGGCAACAGGGGGGUGCGGGGGCCCUACAGAGGAGCGUCUGCGCGCAGAGCUACUGCUGGAGCGACGCCAAAGCGAGGCCCAGGCCAUGGCUUUCGAGGAAGAGAGGAGCACAUGGCAGACGGAAAAGGACAAGGUCAUCCGCUACCAGAAAGAGCUGCAGGCCAGCUACUUAGACAUGUACCACCGCAAUGAAGUGCUCGAGAGGGAAGUGCAACACCUGAGGGCAAGCAGAGAGCGAGGAGGAGGAGGAAGUGGAAAUGGCACUUUGGAAAAAGAAGUGCCAGAGCUGAGGGAAGAGAGAGAGGGUGACAAACAAGAGGACACGCCUUCCCCUGGUCUGCCGUGGAUAGAGCGGAUUGAAUCAUCGGAAAUUUGACUGUGACAGACUUGUUUGCAAUGCAAAGUGUUUUCUAUGGAAGACCAUAUGUGCCAGUAGAAGGGGAAAAAAAAAUCAAAUGAAUCAGUGUUGCUAAAUGAGAUCAAAAUUAUCAGACAAUAAGCAAAGAUUUACCACUAAUUAAUUGCUAAUAAUAGUAAUAAGUGAAACAAUAGACUUGUUAUGCCAAAAUAAAGGAGAAAUAACAGAAAACUUAGAUUUACCAAGUCAAAAUUGUGAAAUUAUGAGUUGUAUUUCCUACUUUUAGUGUGUAAUGCAAUUCUUGACUUAAUGAAAACUCAAAAAAUAUAUAAUGUUAAAUGUGCAAUCCUAAAAGAAGCAUCUUAGGCUAUUGUUUAAAAAAUGAUUAUCAUUUUUUAAAAAAAAGAAACAAUGAGUCAAAAUUAUGUGAUUUAAAGAAAAAAAAAAGUGUUAAAUUUUUUUUUUUUUAAAUUGCCAAAUCAAAAUUUGUUUCUAUUAUCCCAUAUUAAGUCUGUCCAAACUGGACAUAUGAGUGUAUUCAUUUUUAGCGUAAUUAGCUUUCCUUUCAAUUUUCUUCUUUUCCUGGCACAAAUGGUCUUCCAUAGCCUCCUCAGAUUUCUUCCAUAGACUCCUCAGAUUUCUUCCAUAGACUCCUCAGACUUCUUCCAUCUCUUCCACUGCAAUCUUGUUUAAUAAAAGCCCUUUUCCUGCAGAUACUGGACCUCAUAUAGAGCCAAGUGAUACUGCGGGUCAUCUAUCCUUCUUGUGUCAAUGCUGUAAAAAAAAAAAAAAAAAAUAAUACAGCCAUGCACCUACACAAUCCUGCUUUAAGACUUCUUCUUUAAUGAUAAACCUGUAAAUGAGCAAAGUGACACGAUGAUUGUGACUGUUUUGUGUUCAUUUGCUUUGAACUGCUGUAGGGGGCUUGACAGUAGCAAAAUGAGUCAGAUUACACGAUAGUUAACAUCUCAGCCUGUUCAGUGUGUGCAGAUAGUCUAUAAAUUUGGGCUUCACCUGGACUCUUGGAGGAAACAGCAUCUUUGGGUUAAUUAUGAAGAAUUAUCUGGUGCCAAGGUAGAGAAGACUGUGUAUCCUAAACUGGAAAUACUCAGCUUAUUUUGCUCAUUCAGUUUCCAGUCAGGUGAGAUCUAUAUAUAAAUAUGUAUUUUGUACAUAAUUGUAAUUUUGAUUUUACUGACCUUUUGCCAUUGUACUUCAAGCACACUGUUGUCUUAAAUAUGCAUACUUUCACAAAAGCAAUCAGUAGAUGCGUCAUGAUUGCCCUGCUUACUGGUGCACAAACCUAGCACAUAACAGCAAAUGCAUGACCUAGGUGAAAAAUUGUCCUCUAGUACUGUUAUUAUUAAUAUAUAAACAUUCAAAAGCCAGCUCUUAUUUGACCUUUCCACAUACUGUGACUCAUGUCUGUUUACUGGAAUUAAA
Molecule: messenger RNA, 3599 nt
Organism: Archocentrus centrarchus (flier cichlid)
Lineage: Eukaryota; Metazoa; Chordata; Actinopteri; Cichliformes; Cichlidae
Gene: n4bp3
Product: NEDD4 binding protein 3
Exons: 10
Coding region: 252-2174 (640 amino acids)
Cellular component (GO): cytoplasmic vesicle
Source: RefSeq, a predicted model, not a curated record